UCUUCCAUGUGUGAGGAUGCAAUUCCUUGUCAGCAUGUCCACACAUGUCAUCCUGUUCCCAGCCCUGAAUAUAAGCCUACUCCCACUUACCUGCGUCUCUUCGAACCUACCUGUAUCUCUGGAAAACAAGCACUACCUCAGCAUUUAUUUUAACAUAAAAAUCCCAGAAUCGGCAAUGAAGUACACAAACACCGAGGACAUCAUAAAGAUUUUGGAUGAGGCCCCUGCAGCCAGGAAAGCUCUGCUGGACAACCACAGCAAUCUCAACAAAGUGGCCGACUAUUGUGAGGACAAAUACUCAAAAGCGGAGGACACAACAAAGGCAGUGGAGGAAUCCAAAGCUCUCACCAAUCAAGCCCUGGCCAGUGUCGCCUACCAAAUCAACACACUAGCAGCAAGUGUAUUAAGACUACUAGAUGCCCAGACUGUUCAACUCAAGCAGAUGGAAUCAUCAGUCAAUAUUCUAAGCAUGACAGUGGACAUGUACAAGGAGAAAGUAGCACGACAGGAGAUUGGUGUCUUCACUGCUCCAUGCAAAAUCCCGUUUGCUCAGAAAAUGGCUUCUCCAGCAAAACCUGAGGAACCCAACCUUGAAUAUGAGCGUGUCCAAAUAUCCUACACCAGUCUAGACUCAGUCGGACAUGGAGUCUGGGAACGUUCCAAAACCGCCACAAAUAAACAGAGUGAAAAACAAACAACUAAUCAACUGCCAAACUCAAAUGAAGGAGGGCCACAUUUUGGCUCUAGCAUUGGUAUCGCUGUUCCUCCACCAUCAGUUCCCAACUGGGUUAGUUUGAAAACCACAGCUUCUUUAGCCACACCAGUCUCCCUCAUGCCACAGCUACAGAGUUUUGAUUAUGAUAAGCCACAACCACCUGCUCUUCCACCCUCUAGUGAUACUGAUGGCCAUCCUCCUCCACCACCACUUUUUCCACAAAGUAGUCCAAUAGCUGUAAUGACACCAUCUCUUUCUCCAUUUAGCUCUGCUUUUACAGAAUCAUUUUUACCACCACCCCCAACUCUUGAUACUGAGUUUAUGGCUCCUCCACCUCCACCUCCAUCUCCUCCUCCUGCCAAUUCUGUGUCACCUCCACCACCUCCUCCUCCAGAGUAUAGCUCCAUGGCUCCACCACCCUCUCCAUUUCCUUCUCCUAGUAUCGGAAAGUGUCAUGUUGCACCACCUCCUCCACUUCGCUCUACUCCUUUUGCGGGAAGUUCUCCUUCACCCUCUUUACCUCCACCACCUCCUUCUACUCCUGGACAUAGUAAUGCUUCACAUCUUCCUCUUGGAUAUAGUAAUGCUCCACUUCCUCCUCCUCCUCCUCCAGCAUAUAGUAAUGUUCCACCUCCUCCACAUCCUCCUCCUGGAUAUAGCAAUUCUCCUCCUCCUCCUGGACAUGGUAAUGCUCCACCUCCUCCACCUCCUCCUCCUGCAUAUAGUAAUAUUCCACCUCCUCCACCUCCUCCUCCUGGAUAUAGCAAUGCUCCUCCUCCUCCUGGACAUGGUAAUGCUCCACCUCCUCCUCAUGCAUAUAGCACUGCUCCUCCUCUUCCUGGACAGAGUAAUGUUCCACCUCCUCCACCACCACCUCUACCACCUCCUGGAAAAUCUUUCAUUCCUCCUCCCCCUCCUCCACCUCCAUUUUGAACCAUUAUAUGUACCUUGUUUAAAAUAAUAAUAGGAACCUGCUGAAUAUCAAAACCACUACCAUAUUCUCCAGUCAAUAGCUGUAUAAACUUUCAAACCCAAGUGUAUUUCGCCAUAACUGCCACAGGAUUGAGGUAAAAUUCUAUCUAAAAAUUAUUAUUAUAAUUAAUAGUAUUAACAAACUAGUACAUCUGCCUAAGACCACCUCAACUUUAAAAAUACCCCUAGAUUUCAUACAAAAUUAAUAAAAAAAAUGGUGUGUACACUAUAUAGCCAAUAUUAUGAGGACCCUUAUCAUGUCACACAUAUGUGCUUGUUGAACAGGCCAUUCUAGUAAUUCUAGUCUCCCUUAAGUGCUCUAACAGUUUAUAUUAUUUUGAGAAGGCUUUAGGAGCAUUAAUAUAGGGAUUUUAUGACCAUUCAUUCACAAGAUUAUUGGCAAUGUUGGACACUGGUGUUGAGCAAGAAUGCCUAUUGUGUCAUUGGCAUUUCAGUCCUUGUCAAAGGUAUCCAGAUUUUUGAGGCCAGGGCACUGUGCAGAUGAGUUUUCCAAUCCAGCCUUGGUAUAGCUACGUCUUAAUGGAAGACACUUUGUUCUGAGGUAUUGAUCACCAUGUUGGAACAGGUUUUGAACCCCACUAACUAAAUCCUAACAGCACAGCAUAUAUUAUGCUUUCUGUUUUGUUGCAACACUUUGAAGCAACAUAUGAAUGUGAUGAAACUAUUUAAAAAAGCUAUGAGGAUUGAUUCAAACUAGAAUACUGAAUCCAUUAAACCCAUCCGCUCUAAAACUAAUUUUGUUAUAUUUUAACACAAAUUAAGUCAUAACAAAAAGUAAAUCAGCAGUCAGCAGCAAAUUCUUACAUUAUAAUGUUAUAAUGACUGAUAUGUAGUUUAUUCCUAAAGAUGAAAAUAUCUGUGACUUCGUUUAGCUUGACUAAUAUUAACAUUUCAACAUAAGUUGUAUAUUAUAAUAAAGGUAUAACAGAUAUAUAUAUAUAUA
Molecule: messenger RNA, 2651 nt
Organism: Silurus meridionalis
Lineage: Eukaryota; Metazoa; Chordata; Actinopteri; Siluriformes; Siluridae
Gene: abi3b
Product: ABI family, member 3b
Cellular component (GO): lamellipodium
Molecular function (GO): SH3 domain binding
Source: RefSeq, a predicted model, not a curated record